This is a messenger RNA of Closterium sp. Yama58-4, 999 nucleotides long. Lineage: Eukaryota; Viridiplantae; Streptophyta; Zygnematophyceae; Desmidiales; Closteriaceae. The record is from the annotation of a GenBank genome assembly.
AUGACUGACUGGAAGUUCAGUGGCGAGCAGGCGCCGAGGAAUGAAGAAGAGUGGGCAGCAGAGUUCGACAAGUAUCAGCAGUCGCCUGAAUUCAAGAGAGUCAACAGCAGCAUGACUGUCGACGAAUUCAAGUUCAUAUACUGGAUGGAGUAUGCUCACCGCAUGUGGGGGCGGGCGCUCGGGCUGCUCUUCCUCUUCCCCGCUGCUUACUUGGUCGCCCGCGGCUACAUCAAGACGAAGCUCGCCGCGCGCUGCGCCGUGCUGUUUGGGCUGGGCGGGGCGCAGGGGCUGAUUGGCUGGUGGAUGGUGAAAUCAGGGCUGGAGGAACCCACCAAUCCCCACGCCGUGCCGCGGGUCAGCCCCUACCGCCUGGCUGCUCACCUGACGUCCGCUUUUGUCAUCUUCUCAGGCAUUUUCUGGACGGCGUUGAACAUCCUGUUUCCCACGCCGCCCUCAUCAACCCCCGCUCAGCUGCUAGCAGCAGCGAAGCUGCGCCCGCUGGUGCAUCCGGUGGCCAUGCUGCUCGGUGUUACUGCAUUCUCCGGUGCCUUCGUCGCCGGCAAUGAUGCUGGCCGCGCAUUCAACACUUUUCCUUUGAUGGGCGACCACUGGGUGCCGCCAGAGAUACUGGAGAUGACUCCGCUGCACCGCAACUUCUUUGAAAACACUGCCACCGUGCAGUUCCAGCACAGGGUACUCGCUAUAAGCACACUCGCUGCAGUGACAGGCAUGUGGUACUCAGCGCGCAAGCUGCCUCUCCACCCGCGCUCUGCCCUCCUUCUCAACACCGCCCUUGGCAUCACCGCGCUGCAGGUGACGCUGGGCAUAUCAGCGCUGCUCACAUACGUGCCUGUGUCGCUGGGAUCAGCACAUCAAGCAGGCGCGCUCACUCUCUUUGCCACCAUGCUUGCUCUCAUGCACUCGCUCCGACGCCCUAAUGCUGCCGCCUCUGCUACAGCUGUGCGCGCUGCUACAGCUGCUGCCUCUAAAUCCACUUAA